AAGUGUUUCUGUUUCUCUUUCGUCUUCCUCUUCUCAUAUUAAUGGUAGCUUUCUUCUCCAUUUGAACGAUGGAUCAUCAUCUCUCCAGACUUGAUGAUCUUGCACAUCCGCUGGAGACCUGGAAGGUUUUGGUCAAGGUAGACAAGGGUGCGAUGAUGCUAUUAAGGGUUGUUGAUGAUCAAAUGAUUGAUCGCUUCUCCAAUAUGCUGAAGGAGAAGAGGACAUAUAUGAGCCAGUUUUUCAGAGUGGCAAUGGGGGGUGAAGCUAUCCAUGACCAUUUCCAUAUCAAGCUUAUGCCUAGCACCUUUUUUUAUGCUAACCACCAUUCAUCCUGCUUGAUUUGUUGGUUUCGUUUUAGACUUUGUAUACACAUUUUUUCUCUUUAUUUCAAUUUUUUUAAAGAUUUCUGUGGCCUUUUGGUUAGCAUUGGAGAUCUUGACUUUUUUAAGGUCCAGGCAUGCACACAAGAAAGCCGGAAUUUGUGGUUCAAGAUAUCGAGAGGAAUAAGGUCACUUGUGUGCUUUUUGGCAAUUCAGCUGAGAAGGCCUUCACAGAAUACCAGCCAGUGUCUAGCAUGCGUAAGCUGGUUGUUGUAGUCCAGUAUGCCAGGAUUAAGCGAUAGCAAGGAGAGUCUUCAUUAAGCAGCUAUGUCUCUGCCACUAGGAUCUUCUGGGAACCCACGUUUUUAUGAUAUCCUUCAUCUUAGGAGGCAGCUGCUUCAACUCCAUGGGAGGCAUCUAGUGAAGAAGCUUCCUUGCAUUAGGAUUAUGUAGGAGCAGUUGUUUUCUUUAUGGCAAAUGAAUGUAUUUUGAUGGCUAGGUU
Molecule: messenger RNA, 822 nt
Organism: Prosopis cineraria
Lineage: Eukaryota; Viridiplantae; Streptophyta; Magnoliopsida; Fabales; Fabaceae
Exons: 4
Coding region: 69-596 (175 amino acids)
Source: RefSeq, a predicted model, not a curated record